Camelus dromedarius (Arabian camel) is the source of this 1540-nucleotide messenger RNA. It is a transcript of the gene DPH1, whose product is annotated as diphthamide biosynthesis 1. Bases 298 to 1389 code for a protein of 363 amino acids. The record is from RefSeq and is a predicted model, not a curated record. Lineage: Eukaryota; Metazoa; Chordata; Mammalia; Artiodactyla; Camelidae. Gene Ontology annotation, biological process: protein histidyl modification to diphthamide. Gene Ontology annotation, molecular function: 2-(3-amino-3-carboxypropyl)histidine synthase activity. The transcript is spliced from 13 exons.
CCUCACACCUCGGGGUAGAGCCUCCAAGUCAGGGACAAGACCAGCCCCCUUUAACGGCGGCGGCGACUUUCUGUGCCUGACCCGGAAGGCCCCGCCGUCACUCGCUCCGGGCGUCCGUUACUGAAGCCCAGGGGUCGAGUCCUUCGGGGCCGUUUGGCCAAUCAGAUCCCCCCUGAGAUCCUGAACAACCCCCAGCUGCAGGCAGCCAUCCAAGUCCUGCCUUCCAACUAUAACUUUGAGAUUCCCAAGACCAUCUGGAGGAUCCAAAAGGCCCAGGCCAAGAAGGUGGCCUUACAAAUGCCUGAAGGCCUCCUCCUCUUUGCCUGCACCAUUGUGGAUAUCUUGGAAAGGUUCACAGAGGCCGAAGUGAUGGUGAUGGGUGACGUGACCUAUGGCGCUUGCUGUGUGGAUGACUUUACUGCGAGGGCCCUGGGAGCUGACUUCCUGGUGCACUAUGGCCACAGCUGCCUGGUUCCCAUGGACACCUUGGCCCAAGACUUCCGGGUGCUGUACGUCUUUGUGGACAUCCGUAUAGACACUAGCCACCUACUGGACUCUAUCCGCCUCACCUUUCCCCCAGCGACUGCCCUUGCCCUCGUCAGCACCAUUCAGUUUGUAUCCACUUUGCAGGCAGCUGCCCAAGAGCUGAAAGCUGAGUAUCGUGUGAGUGUUCCACAGUGCAAGCCCCUGUCCCCUGGGGAGAUUCUGGGCUGCACGUCCCCUCGCCUACCCAAAGAAGUCGAGGCUGUUGUAUAUCUUGGAGAUGGCCGCUUCCAUCUGGAGUCUGUCAUGAUUGCCAACCCCAGUGUCCCUGCUUACCGAUAUGACCCAUACAGCAAAGUCCUGUCCAGAGAGCACUAUGAUCACCAGCGCAUGCAGGCCAACCGCCAAGAAGCCAUAGCCACUGCCCGCUCAGCUAAAUCCUGGGGCCUUAUCCUGGGCACUUUGGGCCGCCAGGGCAGUCCCAAAAUAUUGGAGCACCUGGAAUCUCGGCUCCAAGCCUUGGGACUUCCCUUCAUGAGGCUGCUGCUCUCUGAGAUCUUCCCCAGCAAGCUUAGCCUUUUUCCCGAGGUGGAUGUGUGGGUGCAGGUGGCUUGUCCACGCCUCUCCAUUGACUGGGGCACAGCCUUUCCCAAGCCGCUGCUCACACCCUAUGAGGCGGCGGUGGCCCUGAGGGACAUUUCCUGGCAGCAGCCCUAUCCCAUGGACUUCUACGCCGGCAGCUCCUUGGGGCCAUGGACGGUGAACCAUGGGCGGGACCGGCCGCUCCAAGCCCCGGGCCGGCGGGUGCUGGGGAAGGUGCAGGAGGGGCCCAGGCAUCCAUCUCCAGCCGCGGUUUGCGAGGCUUGCAGAUGCAUAGAAGAGGAGGUGGCGCCGCUCGCUCCCUGAGACGUUCGUGGGUCCCAGAGCGAGCGGGGCUUCCGCGAGAAGACUGGAGCGCUGCGGAAAGCCCUGCGGGGCCGCGCCGAACUCGUGUGCCUCAGCGGACCGCACUUGGUCGCAAACGCAGCGGGCGUGGAGGGCGCGGGGCCAGACUCCG